Molecule: messenger RNA, 1758 nt
Organism: Xyrauchen texanus (razorback sucker)
Lineage: Eukaryota; Metazoa; Chordata; Actinopteri; Cypriniformes; Catostomidae
Product: protein rogdi homolog
Exons: 11
Coding region: 187-1083 (298 amino acids)
Cellular component (GO): RAVE complex
Source: RefSeq, a predicted model, not a curated record
CUGACGGUUCCCUUCUAGACACGGCCUUUGUUAAUUAACCAAAGAAACAUCAAACCUAGAACAUUUUGAUGUUACACAAACCGGAUAAUCGGGGCAGGGAGGCGGUGUCGAGCCUAAUUUUUUACGCUACGUAACGGACUACUUAGGAUAUUUCCAGCAGAGUUUAGACAGUGGUGUUGAAAGGUAAUGCUCAGUGCAGACCGAACUGCUCUAUCUGAACUAGCGAAGAUGACCGCAGCGAGUCAAGCGGAGAGGACUGUGCUGGAGGAAGAAUUUAACUGGCUACUGAAAGAAGAGGUGCAUUCAGUGCUGAAACAGCUGCAGGACAUUUUGAAGGAGGUUACAAGGCGUUUUUCAAUGCCAUCACUUGGUCUAGAUGGACAACUGAAACAAGAGAAUUUCAUUCUGGGCAGCUCCACGAUGGACCAGAUUAAAGGGGUUUUGACACUACAAGGAGAAGCUCUGACUCAGGCUGAUAUUAAUUUCAAAGUUGCUAAAAGCAGUCAAGUCAUGCAUUUUGCCUUCCGAGAUGAUAAACAGUGGAAAUUGCAACAGAUCCAAGAUGCCCGAAACCAUGUGAGUCAGGCCCUCCAGUUACUAAGCAGCCGUGAUGAAAGCUAUCACUUUAAAACUGGUGCUGAAGUUAAUAAGCUUAUGGAUGCAGUGAUGCUUCAGCUGACCCGAGCCCGUAAUAGACUCACUACUCCAGCCAGCAUGACUCUUCCUGAGCUUGCAUCUAGUGGGUUAAUGAAAAUGUUUACACCUCCAGUGCCUGGGGAUGUGAUGGUGAACUUCUAUAUCAAUCUCAGCAAACUGUGUCUGACUGUGUACCAACUGCAUGUGCUGCAGCCUAACACUACUAAGAACUUCAAAUCUGCAGGAAGUUCAGUGAUGCAUAAUCCAGGAGCGAUGUUUGAAUACAACAACACUAAGUUUGAGGUCAGCCAUGUUCAUAAAGUGGAAUGUGUGGUUCCCUGGCUGAAUGACACUCUGGUGUUUUUCACCAUUUCCCUGCAGCUUUGUCAACAACUCAAAGAUAAGAUUUCUGUCUUCUCUAGUUUCUGGAACUACAGACCCUUUUAAGAUAUAUCUGACCAAAGCUCUUUUGCAUUGAAUGAUAAUAAAAUGAUAUAAUUACUAUAUUUUAGGAUGCACUAGGAACUAAAGAAUUCUGUGAACAAGUUCCAUAAAGUAAUUUCCUUUACUACAGGACCAUGUAUAGAGUGUAUUUGUGUAAGACAUACAAAGUGUAUUGAACAGUAUGUAUACUACAGUAGUGAUAGUGUGCUAUGUACAUUGUGCUGAAUGCAUUCCUUUGAAACAGGCUUGUCAGAUGAAGGUAUUCUUUGACUUUCAUUCCUUUGUGUUCAUCUAGUAUUUGUCAGAGUUGAUCUGUUUGUCAGUGAUCUUGCCUGUUUUAAAGCUAACCAUAGGCCUAGACUUUAGAAUGAAAAUGCUACUAAAUACACAAUGCUUGGAAUUCUUAGUGGUCGUUUGUCACAAAUGCUGUGAAAUGUUCCAUUGUAUUUAAUGUGAGACAUCUUCAAAUCUUUUUCACCAGUGUUUUUGCCUUUUAGUCUGUGUAGUUGUACUCGUCAGAUUUGUGUUUAUUGGUCAUUUUUAUUUAUUCCAUGCACUUAAUUUGUCCUCAGUGUUUUAAUGUAUGUUCAUUUAUACUGAUUAAAAUGUUUAAGUGAAAAUAAAAAGAUUUUCAUGGUACAUUUCAUGCUUAAUAUGUAACAUUUUGUGCAAUAAACA